AUGGAUUUUGGUUCUGGAAUAAUCAAUUUUUACGGUUCUUGCCCUGGAGGCCUGAUGAAGAAGCUGCUGAGAGAAGACUCCGAGCAGGUGCGAAAGAUAAAAUCCCUACAAACGACCUAUGCGAAAGAUGCGCUUUAUGGAUGCUUAUACGCCUGUGGUGGGGACUUGAGCAUCGCCAACAAUUUCAUCGCUGCUAUAGACUCACUCGAUGAGCUCUCUAUUAGCAAUUACGAGAAAGAUGUGUCUAUCCUAUGGCCUGCGAUAUACCGCCAUGCAGAGACUUUGAAGAGCUUGUCGCUUCACUCGACACCUGAAUAUUACGAUUUCAUUACCGUGACGCCAGCGAUAGCAAGAAGGAUUGUCGCUGGAUUUCCGCAUCUUACGCAUCUGACUGUGGAUGUCAGCGCCCGGGAAGCUGAGAGGUUGUUUGAAGAGGCCACUGGUUCGUCUAACCGAGGCCAGCCACAAGAAAGCGCAACGAUCGAUGAGUUGGCGAAGAUGGAUCGUCUUAAAGAGAUACAGCUAGCCAUCAAUCUGGAUGAUAAAGUCUCCCCUUUCGCAGGAGAGAAUAAAUAUGAUGUGAUGGGUAGCAAGUCAUUUCCCAAUGUCAAUGUCGAAAACACUCUGAUCUUGGCUCGGGCCAUUUUCAACAAAUUCCGCGAGAGCGGCGCACAGUCUUCCCUUGAGAAGGUGACCAUUCGAUUUUCUCGUCACUGCUUUUCUGACCGUUUCCAAUAUGACAUUGUUAUGACCACUGUACAAGUUAUAAAGGACGGACCGGACUUCAAGACGGAGGGAGAUGGAGGAUGGGACUGGAGUCCCGAAAGGGUAUCAAUGGAACUUUGGAAUCAAAUUGUGAAGGCCGACAGCGAGAUUACUAGGCGGGCUGACUAA
Clonostachys byssicola is the source of this 894-nucleotide messenger RNA. The record is from the annotation of a GenBank genome assembly. NCBI's taxonomy places the organism in Eukaryota, Fungi, Ascomycota, Sordariomycetes, Hypocreales, Bionectriaceae.